This is a messenger RNA of Cucumis melo (muskmelon), 1345 nucleotides long. RefSeq names its product adenylyl-sulfate kinase 3-like. Gene Ontology annotation, biological process: sulfate assimilation. The record is from RefSeq and is a predicted model, not a curated record. Lineage: Eukaryota; Viridiplantae; Streptophyta; Magnoliopsida; Cucurbitales; Cucurbitaceae. Bases 405 to 1028 code for a protein of 207 amino acids. The transcript has 8 exons. Gene Ontology annotation, molecular function: ATP binding; adenylylsulfate kinase activity.
AAAUGUGGUUUCAUUUCAAGAACAGAAUAGAAGAAGAAGGGGAGAGAGAGAAUCGAAUAUGGGAUGCGAUGCUUUUCCACGCGCGAAACUGAUGGAAUGGAAUUGGAAAACUGACGAUUCUGAGUGAAUUUCGUGCGCAACAGUCGCUAAACGCUACCUUGUCCAGAUUCAUUCGUUUCUUCUUCUUCUGUAUUGCCCCUUCUAUCAAUCUUCUCUCUUCUGCGUUUUCUUUCCUUUUUCUCUUCUGGGUGUUGCUUUUCUCAUCUGGGUAUUGUUUUCCUCAUCCGGGUACUUGAAUCUGGACUUGACGGAGAGUGCUGGAUGAAAUGUCAAGCCAGAUGCUUUUAAUGGUGUCCUCUCGCCCCCCUGCCCUUAGGUACAGAAAAUAAGAUCAAUACACUCAAAUGUCUGCUGUGGGAAAUGGAAACAAUAUUUUCUGGCACAAUUGUCCUGUCGGAAAGCCUGAAAGGGAGAAGCUUCUAAACCAAAAAGGCUGUGUUGUAUGGAUCACAGGCCUCAGUGGGUCAGGGAAAAGCACUGUAGCUUGCUCAUUGAGUAGAGAGCUUUAUGCGCUAGGGAAAAUUUCUUAUGUCCUAGAUGGAGACAAUCUUCGGCAUGGAUUAAACAAGGAUCUAGGUUUUAAAGCUGAAGAUCGUGCUGAAAAUAUCCGCAGAGUUGGGGAAGUAGCAAAACUUUUUGCUGAUGCGGGUUUAAUAUGCAUUGCUAGUUUGAUAUCUCCAUAUAGAAGAGAUCGGGAUUUCUGUCGUCAAUUAUUGCCCGAGCCAAACUUCAUUGAGGUCUUCAUGAACAUGCCUCUAGAAUUAUGUGAGGCAAGAGAUGCAAAGGGCCUUUACAAACUCGCCCGAGAGGGGAAGAUCAAAGGUUUUACAGGGAUCGAUGACCCCUACGAACCGCCUCUGAACUGCGAGAUUGAACUAAGGCAGAAUGAUGGAGUUUGCCCAACCCCAUGUGAUAUGGCGAAGCAGAUAGUGACUUUCUUGGAGGAGAAAGGAUUUCUUCAAGCUUAGUGACAACCUCUGCUUGCAGAAUAUCUCCAAUUGUUGCCUCGACCACCCCGUUGGCUUCAUCAAACAAUCCAAUCUCUGAUGGCAAAUGUUUUAAAGAAUAGACUGAUAGGUAAUCGGUACAUAAUAUACAAUGAGGUUCCUAGAACAAGGAAUACAAAAUGUAAUUUUAGAUUUUUUUUAUUUUUAUUUUUUGAAUGUAAAUCUGGUAUCUCUGAAAAGAAGUAUUAUGAUAGAGAUAGAGGACCUUGAUUUUGUGAAAUUGCACACUCAUUCUUUCUGUUAAGCAAUGUAACGUAGAUAUGAAGUCAUAUUGGAAA